CCAAGCAAGCUGCUGCGGGCCAGUCGUUAAUUACGCAGCAAACUCGCCCAUUUAUCCAACCUGCUAUUACAGGACGUUUUGGUAUUGCGAGAGGGAAAGUAGCAAUUAUCUGUGGUUGGUUCUAACGAUCAGUACCGGUUACCUUGGGGCUUUAUAGCGGGGUGGUGUAGUGUCUUUCUUGCAGUAAGCGUGACGCCCUAACGUGGUGAUGAUGGGAUGCGCGCACUGUUCUUCGGUGAGUCGGUGAUAACUAAUACUGUGGAUAAGAAGAACACGACAUUCCCCUAUCAGCCUGGCCUGCAUACGGAUGAAGCAUAAAGGUAUCAACCGGGUGUAUUUCCGGGACCCCGGACCCCCGAUGGAUUUGCCCGUGUGGCGUAUCGUGGGGAUCGCAAUCAGUUUGAUGUGUGCUGUUAUUCUGGGGAUUCAACUGUCUUUUACGGUCUACGCAUUGCCAUUAAAACAGACAUUCAACUUCACUCAGACAGAUGUGGAGAUCGUUGCCUCGGCCAGUAUGGCAGGUAUGGGGGUGAGUUUCUUACAGGCGUAUCUCACCUAUCAGCUGGGUCAUAUCAUCACUUACUGGAUUACUCUAGUCGUCGGCGUCGGCUCCGUCCUACUCCUCUCCUUAGCUGCACAUCAACACGAAUUCUUCAGUGACCAGCCCUCCUAGUGGCACUCUUCCAAUUCCUCAUGUCGGCGACAUUUCGGAUGUCACUAUGGACGCUGUCAGGCAUUGCUGUAUCCAAUUUCUCACCUAAGCACACAGGGAAAAUUACGUCCGCAUACCUGGCCUUUAUCGGACUCGGCAAAGCGUUUUAUAUCACACUGUACCGAUUUGCAUUUGCCGAGAACGAGAACUUGACUGGGUUCUUUCUGGCAACGGCAGUGACUUACGGUGUGCUCUUCUUCCUGUGUAUAAUGUUUCACAGACCCAUUCCUAAAGAAGAGUUAAAAAAUGAGAAGGAAGCUGAAGACAUGCAGUUAAUAUCCCCUGACGAAGACGAAGAGAACAACCUUCCCAAAACUAAUGGUCUGAAAGCUUUGGAAAGUCAAGCCGACCCCAAGGCAGAGUUUUCACUGAAAAAAAUGUUGCUGAGCCCCUUUUUUCAGCUCAUGAUAUGGCCUUCAGGUUUAUUCUACGCAUGCGCGUAUGCGUACCUGAAUAACCUCACCACAAUGCUUUACACGAUGAGGAUCCGGAAACCUGACGUGUUCAUAUACGUCAUUUCCGGUACCAUUGCCGUCACGCGUUUUUCCGCAGGUGCCAUCUUUGAUUGUCUAGGAACGUUGCGAACUAGAUUCGGUCUUCUGUUGGCCUGCUAUUCGUCUUUCUUAGUUGUGAUAUGUUUGAACCUUCUAUGGCUCCAGAUACAGUGGGUUGUGAUCAUGUCUACGAUAUUCGGAGGCAUCGCCAUCGGCCUCGCGAACUGCGUGCCCAUCGCCAUGUUGACGGUCUACUACGGCAAGGAGAAUUACUCUAUAAUGUCGGGGGCUAUGUAUUUCUUGGUCUCCGCGUUUUGCGUGCUAAUCCAAGUCGCUGUCGGACAGCUCUACGACAACAACAUCUCCAGCGUUUCCGAAGAAGGACUUUUCUGUUACGGCAAAGGGUGUUUCUUCCGUCCGUUGAUUCUGCUGCUUUCUUUAACGGUGCUAGUCUGUCCUAUCCAAAUAAUUAACAUGUGUCUCCAUUCCUGAAAUCUACAGGUAAUGCACUGAACUUUGUCCACAACAUCGUCAAUGUCCUUUCACUCUUACCGCUAAAGACGGAACUGCACUAUAAUCAGUGAAUAAAGCAAUGGGCAAACAAAGCGUGUGACUGUCAAGAACUGGUCCGAUAUAGCUUGUUCCAUUUAUACAGAGACAUGAACAAGGUCAGUUGGAACUUCAGAUUCUCCAAGCUAAUCCCUAUACACAGACUAAGGCAGUCGCGCAAAACCCUGCACUGUCUCGCGUGAACUGGCAUCCCGCGGUUAUAGUCAUGUAACACAAUAGCAAAAAAGGUCCGAACAACGUCACCAAAAUUCGCAUUGGCUCUUCAUGUUUCCAUUCUGUGUAACUAAACUCACGUGCAGAACUCAACAAACCUAUCAGAAUUCACGUGCGCCAUCGUUUUGAACAACCGAGGGUCGUUGUUGUAUAGAGUAUUUGAAUUCUUCAACGGUUCCACUUCGAGACUCCCACUGGACCCAUUGUAACACGAGACAGACGAGGUUCUACGGGAUUAUACAUAUGCAGAUGUACAUAUGCUGAGUGCGCAUGACAUGCUUCUGAUUUCCCCUGAUCUGUGAUAUAAUUAUCUGUGACACUUUCUCUACUGCGCUGUACAUCGGUAUAGACUGGCCCACAUUUUGUACCAUUCUUGUCACAUGAUAACAAAUGAAGUGAUACAAUAUCCUGUUAUUAUAAUGUGAUAUCAAGUGCAUGUCUUGACAUACACACGCAUGUGAUGUGUGAUAGGAUGCGUGUGUAAUUACCUCUAUACUCCAUAUAAAGACCUAGUACGGCGUAAAACACCAGUCAAAUAAAUAAAUAAAUAAAAUAUACAGACCUGAUCGCCUUCCAUCAAGUGCGAAUCAAAACAUCAAUCAAAAAGUUUAAAAAAUGAACAAUUUUACUCCGUGUACAUAUAAAAACAUUUUAAGCUGUUAAGCAGUAUUGAAUCUUCAAGUCGCAUGCGAAUGCUUUUUGUCCUUCAAUAAAUAAAUACUUUUGAAGGAUUUAGCCUACAUCGAAAAAGUGGAGGCCAAAUGCCACAAUCGCUUCCUUCACUUUCCUGUGCGCACUUGCAGUUGACUUGAUGGAUUGACUCUUUCCUUUUUGGUAAAUACACUGUUUACACUACAUCUAAAUAUAGAGUUUUAUCUCCUUUGUUCCAUGUCAGAUCGUACAGAUAAUGGAUAUGUGGUGCGUGUUUUAGCGAUUCUAUAUCUUGUGCUUUGUUCACAACAUCCCGAUUCUCUAUGCACUCAUUACGUGAUUGUCUGCACUCAUUUCGUGAUUGCCUACACUCACUUCUUGAUUGCCUGCAUUCAUUUCGUGAUUAUCUACACUCAUUUCUUUGAUUUUCUACUGUCAUUUCCUGAUUGUCUAAAUUCGUUUCCUGAUUGUCUACACUCGUUUUUUGAUUGUCUAGACUCAUUUCUUGAUUGCCUGCACUCAUUUCUUGAUUGCCUGCACUCAUUUUCUUGAUGGCAUACACUCAUUUCUUGAUAGCAUACAUUCAUUUCUUGAUUGCUUACACUCAUUUCUCGAUAGCUUGUACUCAUUUCUUCAUUGCCUGUAUUAAUUUCUUGAUUGCCUGUACUCAUUUCUUGAUUGCCUGUACUCAUUUAUUGAUUGUCUACACUCAUUUCUUGAUUGCCAGCUUAUCCACCGGCAUUUGUGCGUGGUUCUCUCAUCUCGAGCAGAGGUGUUGCUUUGCCCCCUAUCUCAGUUCUCAAAAUAGAUUCCCGGGAUUUCCAUGCCUCCGCCGUUUUUCGUGAUAAACGGUCGACAUGGUCCAGUUUUAUGUAGCCUCACACGGAAUCAUCGGAGAUCACUUGUUUUCCUACCACCUGAAUGCCAUAUACACAAUGAGCCUGUUCUGAGUGUGAUAAGCUUUGACUGUCACACGAGGAAUACUUGAUCAGUUCUUGACUUUAUUCCCGGCACUUCGGUUUCCACCAUUGAUGACCCUGGCGAGCCCGUUGUAGGGGUCUUUAAGUAUAAUAUUCUUGGGUAUGACAUUAACCAUUCAAUCAAUCGAUCAACUAAUCACUCCAUGCACAAAGCUAUUAAUCCCUCUUGUGAAAAUUUCUAAUGUGGAGAACAUUAAUUAUCUCCAGAUCCUGAAGACGUUUUCCAAAUGAUGUCAAAUGUAUAGCCGCAUUAUUGUCUCCAACAGCGACCGGCCCUUGAUGUCUGUGAGGUUUGUUUAUUAUACAGUAUACAUUGCCAUGCUUGAAGGUCGUGACCUUGAGUUUCUCUUGAGUCCUUGUUGAAAGAAUAUUGUAGACAUCCCAUCUACGGCAAUUAGCACAGAGUUACUCGUAUACAAUCUUGCUAAAUGAAAAAUCAAAAAAUUCUAAUCAAAAUCUUGGAAGCUAUAGAUUGCUACCGUAUGCUUCCUUGGGUUCUGCCUGGAAUACCGAUUGGAUCUCUGUAACAAAGAGCCGAAAAUGCGGAAACCCAUUUCCAUGCUUCUUUGACUCGUCACAGCUAUUUUGCUUCAUUCUUAUUUAUUUAUUUGAUUAGUGUUUUACGCGGUACUCAAGAAUAUUUCACUUAUAC
Molecule: messenger RNA, 4272 nt
Organism: Liolophura sinensis
Lineage: Eukaryota; Metazoa; Mollusca; Polyplacophora; Chitonida; Chitonidae
Exons: 3
Coding region: 694-1698 (334 amino acids)
Biological process (GO): transmembrane transport
Molecular function (GO): transmembrane transporter activity
Source: RefSeq, a predicted model, not a curated record